Molecule: messenger RNA, 740 nt
Organism: Candoia aspera
Lineage: Eukaryota; Metazoa; Chordata; Lepidosauria; Squamata; Candoiidae
Product: NACHT, LRR and PYD domains-containing protein 1-like
Exons: 4
Cellular component (GO): canonical inflammasome complex
Source: RefSeq, a predicted model, not a curated record
UUCUGCCUUACUUCUCUUUGUGCAGAAAGAAAGAGCAGCAGCAAACAGGACCUGAUUCCCGACCCUUUUGCAAAGGGGAAAUGCUUGUGCGUCAAAGUAAAGGAUUGCUCCGAAAUACAACCAACUCUUGUGCAAGAUGCUAAGAGGACUCUGAAGACAUACAGAAUCCACAUCCCUGAGGCAGGCACCUUUCUGUGCUCUGUCACUGAUCUCAAAUUUGAGGUGAGAGCAGCGGUGACCAUUGAAUACACAUACAGCUCCUGGAGCCAAUACCUCUCUGAAUCUGUGAAGCCGGACUGGGUAGUGGCCGGUCCAGUGUUUGACAUCCAUGCUGAUCCAGCAGAAGUUGCAGCUGUUCACCUCCCUCAUUUUAUAUGCCUCCAAGGUGGCAAUAUUGAUGCCUUACAGAUGGAAAUAGCCCAUAUUGUUAAUGGAGUGAUAACACUGGAGAAGCCAUCUCAAAUCAGCCCAUUUCAUGUGGUGUGGAAGAAUCCUACUUUCUCUUCGGUGACUGUGCUGAUUAAUUCUAUCUACGAUAAGUUUUUCGCCAUCCAUUCUGUGGUGCAGCUUUACAAGAUACGCAAGAAGACCACAACUCUCCAUCUCUACCUCAUUCCCAAUGAUGGGUCUUUGAUAGAGGUAAGUGAGAAGUUGCAAGGGUUGAUGAGGAAAGGCUAGGAAGGGUCAUCCAUUGCCAAGAAACAGUGGGAAGACGAUAGGAAUAGGGACGAGGGCUUGAC